GAGGAACCGUCCCUGGGUCCCCGCUCCGGCGCGGAGACCACCGUGGACCUCCGGGGACGGGAGGCCGCUCUGGCCCCAAGCGGAGCCUCUCGCUGGUAGACGGGUUCACAGGAGCCACUCUGGGCGCAGCGCGGCUGAGCUGCUCGAUGCUCCCGCCGGAAGUGCUCUUCACCGCCUGCCUCCCACCCGGCUCUCUGGUCCCGGCGGUAAGAUGGCGGCUGCCGCGGAGUGCGAUGUGGUAAUGGCGGCGACCGAGCCAGAGCUGCUGGACGACAACGAAGCCAAGAGGGAAGCAGAGACUUUCAAGGAACAAGGAAAUGCAUACUAUGCCAAGAAAGAUUACAAUGAAGCUUACAACUAUUACACAAAAGCCAUAGAUAUGUGUCCUAAAAAUGCUAGCUAUUAUGGGAAUCGAGCAGCCACCUUGAUGAUGCUUGGGAAGUUUCGGGAAGCUCUUGGAGAUGCACAGCAGUCAGUAAGGUUGGAUGACAGCUUCGUCCGGGGACAUCUACGAGAGGGCAAAUGUCACCUAUCUCUUGGAAAUGCCAUGGCUGCAAGUCGCAGUUUCCAGAAAGCUCUAGAACUGGAUCACAAAAAUACUCAGGCACAGCAGGAGUUCAAGAACGCUAAUGCGGUCAUAGAAUAUGAGAAAAUAGCAGAAACGGAUUUUGAGAAGCGAGAUUUUCGAAAGGUUGUCUUCUGCAUGGACCGUGCCCUAGAAUUUGCCCCUGCUUGUCAUCGCUUCAAAAUUCUCAAAGCAGAAUGUUUAGCAAUGCUGGGUCGUUACCCAGAAGCACAGUCUGUGGCCAGCGACAUUUUGCGAAUGGAUUCCACCAACGCAGACGCUCUGUACGUACGAGGUCUUUGCCUUUAUUAUGAAGAUUGUAUUGAGAAGGCAGUUCAGUUUUUCGUUCAGGCUCUCAGGAUGGCCCCUGAUCACGAGAAGGCCUGCGUUGCUUGCAGAAAUGCCAAAGCACUUAAAGCAAAGAAAGAAGAUGGGAAUAAAGCGUUUAAAGAAGGAAAUUACAAGCUAGCAUAUGAAUUGUACACAGAAGCCCUGGGGAUAGACCCCAACAAUAUAAAGACAAAUGCUAAACUCUACUGUAAUCGGGGUACGGUUAAUUCCAAGCUUAGGAAACUAGAUGACGCCAUAGAAGACUGUACAAAUGCGGUGAAACUUGAUGACACGUACAUAAAAGCCUACUUGAGAAGGGCUCAGUGUUACAUGGACACAGAACAGUAUGAAGAAGCAGUGCGGGACUAUGAGAAGGUGUAUCAGACGGAGAAAACUAAAGAACAUAAACAGCUCCUGAAAAAUGCACAGCUGGAACUAAAGAAGAGUAAGAGGAAAGAUUACUACAAGAUCCUGGGCGUGGACAAGAAUGCCUCCGAGGAUGAGAUCAAGAAAGCCUACCGGAAACGGGCCUUGAUGCACCAUCCAGAUCGGCACAGCGGAGCUAGUGCUGAAGUUCAGAAGGAGGAGGAGAAAAAGUUCAAAGAAGUCGGAGAAGCUUUUACCAUUCUCUCUGAUCCCAAGAAAAAGACUCGCUAUGACAGUGGACAGGACCUGGAUGAGGAGGGCAUGAAUAUGGGUGACUUCGAUGCAAACAAUAUCUUCAAGGCGUUCUUUGGCGGUCCUGGGGGAUUCAGCUUUGAAGCGUCUGGUCCGGGAAAUUUCUUUUUCCAGUUUGGCUAGUGAAGGGAAACGAGCCAGACCCAGAAAAUGCAGACUUGCUCAGUGUAACCUUGAAUGUGGACACAAUUGCCCUGCUCCCUUCACCAUGACUCCACGUGCUAGAGCAGUUUCGUUUUCUCAGUUGGAUCCCGUGUCUGUGAGUGGGGUGAAGGAAGAGCCAGCGCCCAAGACUGCGGGGAGGGGAGGGAGGCGGGGGGCGGACAGGGAGGCAGCUUGUGAAUUUUUUGUUUUACUGUUUAACUUUAUUAAAAAAGGAAAAAAAAAUUAAA
Sorex fumeus (smoky shrew) is the source of this 1965-nucleotide messenger RNA. RefSeq names its product DnaJ heat shock protein family (Hsp40) member C7 (gene DNAJC7). The record is from RefSeq and is a predicted model, not a curated record. Gene Ontology annotation, molecular function: protein binding. NCBI's taxonomy places the organism in Eukaryota, Metazoa, Chordata, Mammalia, Eulipotyphla, Soricidae. The transcript is spliced from 14 exons. Bases 212 to 1696 code for a protein of 494 amino acids.